This is a messenger RNA of Glarea lozoyensis ATCC 20868, 1020 nucleotides long. RefSeq lists its product as uncharacterized. NCBI's taxonomy places the organism in Eukaryota, Fungi, Ascomycota, Leotiomycetes, Helotiales, Helotiaceae. The record is from RefSeq and is a predicted model, not a curated record. The coding region runs from base 1 to 1020 and encodes 339 amino acids. The transcript is spliced from 2 exons.
AUGGCGGAACCACCCAAGAAAAAGCUUAAGAUCUCUAUGGAGAGUUUCACUGUAGAGCCUUUGAAGGUGAUCGUCGGAGCCGAGAAGCGGGUAUUCUUUAUCAACAAGGAUCUGAUAUGUGCUCAAUCAGUUUUCUUCGAGACUGCCUGCAAAAAGGAAUGGUUUGCCGGUCUGGAACAUACUGUCACACUCGCCGAGGAGGAUCCAAUCAUCUUCGGGAAGUUUCUGGUCUGGUUAUCUACGGGGGAUAUUGAAGGAAUGAAGGAACUGCUGGCAGCUGAACAAGUCCCUCACAACUCUGCUGUUGAAUCGCCUGAAAAUUGCGCCAGAAAAGCAAAAUUUAAGCAGCUCGUUUCGUGCUAUAUUCUCGGAGAUUCGCUUCAAUGUACACGUUUUCAAAAUUGCCUCAUCAACAGCAUUUGCUGUCUAGCAAAGAAGGCCGACGAAUCCGGAUUCUCGAUUGUUUGGGACGAUGACAUCCUCCAGACUACUUACAACAACAUUAUCGCGAAAUCUCCUUUACGCAAAUUCUCUCUCGACUCCUUUCUUUCCCAAGAUCAGAAGGCUAUUAGUGCAAUACUGGAGCUGAAUGGAAAGAAGAGAGAAAAAGCAAAGGAAUCGAAAAGUUUGGCACGGAAAAAGUGGAAAAAUGACAGAGAAGGAAUCGCUUGGAUGAAUGAGUUGGAUAAGCAAAGGGACAAUAAAGGGAAUGAAGUGAUGUCUGGCGGGUUUGCUCAGGCUUUGGGGAUACUUACUGGGAAAAUGACCUUCAACAAAGCAGUACCUUAUAUCAACUCAGCCAUUAUUUUUCGUCUUUCGAACCGAAGACCAGGUCAACGGACAGAUAAAAGGGUUUUGACUGGAGAUCUUCGACUCGCUGUGAAGAACGUGGAGGAUGUUAUAGCACCGUUGGCGUUGACAAAGAAACUCUUGAACAGUUAUGGGCUUGUCAUUGGAAAGAAUGGGAUUCUAGAGGAAGCUCUUUCAGUGAAUGACAUUUCGGCGCCUGUUGUUUCUUAA